This is a messenger RNA of Cyprinus carpio (common carp), 4046 nucleotides long. RefSeq names its product SPRY domain-containing protein 3-like. Lineage: Eukaryota; Metazoa; Chordata; Actinopteri; Cypriniformes; Cyprinidae. The record is from RefSeq and is a predicted model, not a curated record. Gene Ontology annotation, molecular function: protein binding.
UGCAUUCAUUCCUCGACUGACGCCAUCCAGGAAGAGCCGCUCUCACUUCUGCGAAGUUUGUCAGGUAGCUUAGCCAAUGGAGUCGAUAGCUAGAAGUAAACAUAAGUGGCCUUAGAAACUUAUAACGUCUUACCCGCUGAUGUACAUAAGACCUAUGAGAUGGAUGAUAUCAAUUUACACUACAGAUUCCUGAACUGGCGGCGCAGGAUCAGAGAAAUCAGGGAAGUCCGUGCUGUUCGUUAUCAAGAGCGAUACAAACGAAUGUUGAAGAAUGGAGACACGCUAAGUUACCAAGGGAACUCUGAUGAAGUUGGCUGCUACGUGGCUCCACGCCCCUUAUCAAAGGGAAACUGUUACUUCGAGGUGACCAUUAUGGAUACUGGAGUGAGAGGGACAAUUGCUGUCGGGCUGGUUCCCCAGCAUUACAAACUUGACCAUCAGCCUGGCUGGCUUCCACAUUCAAUAGCUUACCAUGCCGAUGAUGGAAAGCUGUACAACGGCAACCCCGUCGGUCAGCAGUUUGGUCCUAAAUGUAACCGGGGUGACCGAAUCGGUUGCGGUAUCUAUGCAGACACUUCAGAUGCCGGACUCGUCACUGUGUUUUUUACAAAGAAUGGCAAGGAAGUGGGGUCAGUGGUGGUGCCGGUGGCUCCAGAUGGGCUUUUCCCUGCCAUUGGCAUGCACUCCCUCGGCGAGGAGGUACGGUUGGACCUGCAGGCGGAAUGGGGUUCGGAGGAGGAGGACAGCGUCAUGAUGGUAGACAGCCAUGAGGAUGAAUGGGCACGCCUGUAUGAUGUCAGAGUCAGCGGCACACUUCUGGAAUAUGUCGGGAAAGGGAAGAGCAUAAUGGACGUUGGUCUGGCUCAGGCCCGGCAGCCCCUCACAACACGAAGUCACUACUUUGAAGUGGAGAUUGUGGAUCCUGGAGAGAAGUGCUACAUCGCCCUGGGCCUGGCAAGAAGAGAUUACCCAAAGAACAGGCAUCCAGGAUGGAGUCGAGGUUCUGUUGCAUAUCACGCAGAUGAUGGGAAGAUCUUCCAUGGAAGUGGAGUAGGAGACCAAUUUGGCCCUCGCUGUUUUGAAGGGGACAUCAUGGGCUGUGGAAUAAUGUUUCCUCGAGACUAUGUGCUGGACUAUGAAGAUGAAAUGGACGACUGGGAUGCUGCUGAUGUACGACCAAAGCAGGGGCGUGUCGAAAAUUUACUGUAUUUAAACGAUGAAGACGAGGAAGAGGGAGAUGAUCCAGAACAAGAACAUGAGGGCCGAAAGGUUAUGGUGUUCUUCACCCGGAACGGCAAGAUUAUCGGCAGGAGGGAAGUGGUUGUCCCGGCUGGAGGGUUUUACCCGACUAUCGGGAUGCUCAGCAGCGGAGAAAAGGUGAAGGUGGACCUCCACCCUCUCAGUGGAUAAAGCUACAAGCAGAUGGAAAAGACCAAAAAAUUUAUGCUGAGAUUUCUGUUGUUAUUUUUUUUCAAGGCACUUCAUAAUGCAAGUUUAACACGUCUAACACUCCAGUGCAUGUUUCAUCUACAGCGAUCACCUCAGCUUCAAACGGUUUACUGUGAAACCACAUGUAGAGGGGUUUGUGGCAUGAAAAUAUUUAAUAUUGGGCCUCAAAAGAACUGUUGACGAAAAAAAAAAAAAAAAUGUACGAAGAUACAUUUUAUUAAAAUGCGUAGAAAAUAUUAAAUUAUAUAUUUUUAAUGUACAUAUGUAAAUUUAUGUAUUGGCUGCUAUACAAACAUUUAUUUAGCUAAAUCAAUCAUGAUAUUAAUAAACAACUAGACACCAUAGAGAAACUUAAAGACAUGGCAUGAGGGUGUUAAUAAUUAUAAAUAAAUGGUAAAUACAUAUAAUAAUGUUAAAAAUAAGCACUCCCUCUCACAAAUGACUUGUGAAGGUGUUGAAAGCAUAUUACGGUUAUUUUACUUAUUGUGAUCAUUUUGAAUGUCAUUUAAAAAGUGCCAUAUUUUUGCCGAGCGGUUGAGGGGAAGGUGUUUGUCAGUGGAUAGCAUGGAGGAAUUGCUAAUUGACGAGUUGUAUUGUUUCCUGUUGUGUAUCGUACACUCUCAUCCGUCAUCAGGAAACGCAUUCAGCAGCUCCAGACCAGAGAGAGCAACACACUCUUCAUGUUUAUUUGUUCAUGAAUGCAGCUUAUACCGGUUAUGUUUGUUUAGUUCAGGCUUUUCUGUAAAUGUAGAUUUUUACAUCAGUUUGUGGACAUUUUAUCAGAUAUUUCAGGGGGAUUUGGAAAACAUGGAGCUGUUUAUUCAGGAGUUGUCCACUGUAAUGUGAGCUAGUCUGGUUCACAAAUGCUACAAGCACUUUAGAGACGCCUCAACUUAAGCUGAUAGUCCGAUGAGCGAGCGGCUGUGAUGCUGCGCUCCAGACUUCUCAACACCUCGCUGUUGCAAUAAUGCCCUUCGUCUUCUGUCCUGUUACAUAUCACAUAUGGAACAAAACAGUUUCAUAUGACAUACUUUGCCAAAUUUAAUGUCCAAUUUUGUCCCUUUCAAUCUAUUUUCUCCUCCAACAUUUCUUAUAAACAAAGUCUUUGAAUGAUAUUAAAUUUUUCUCUAUAUUGUCAUCAUAUAGUUUAAGUUAAAUCCUAUUUGAAUCUCAGGACGUUGGUUAUGUUCAGAAUGAGAUACUAGCUUACUGCAUACUGCACAGUGUAUACUGUAUGUCUACAAUUGUUUUUUUAAGAAUUUGAGAGUGCAAAAUAUUGGAAGUUUGUUUUGGCCAUGGGAUUAAAAAAAAGGUAAUUGACUUUUUAUCGAACAAUUCAGACUUUUUUCUAGCAAAAAAAAGUUUGCACAUUUUUUUUUCUUUCUUUUUUUUCAAGAAUUGCAAAUCAAUUGCAGAAAAUAAACUCACAAACUCAAUUUAAAAAAUUCAAAAUUGUGAGAUAGAAAAAUGACCUAAUUCAUUUUUAAUUUGGUGGCAGGAGCAAAAAAAAAAAAAAAAACUUUGUGAUAUGUAAUAGCAAACUUGGAAUUGCAAUUGUGAGAUAUAAAAAUCUAAAUUACCUUCUCAAUUACCUUCCACGGUGAAAGUCAGAAUUAUGUGGGAGACAGUAAGCAUUCAAAAGUUUUUUUUUUCCCUAAUAGUGAGACAAAAAUUCACAAUUGCUUUUUUUUUUUUUUUUUUUUUUUUUACCCCCUGGCGGAAUCAGGCUUCCAUACAAAAUGCAAAGGUAACUUAUAUUGUUGUCACAUAACCUCACCACAUCUUCUUGAAUGCAGAGAGUGAAAUUCAUUUGUUGUAUGUUUCUUUUUUUUCUUACACAAAAUUGGAUCAAAAUAUAACUUGUUUUGAAAUAGCAGUGCAAUUGUAUCAAGUAAGUUAGUGUGGCCACUCGGGAAUUGGAAGGUCAUGUGAAGUGCAGUGAAUUGUGGGAAAUGCUACUGCACUGUGCACAUUUUGCCAUUAUUAUGCAUAAAUGUUCAUGCUAUGCAUAGUAUAAUGCAGAAAUAAGAAUAGUAUGCUAUUCUGAAUAUAGCCAUAGUUGUAUUUGACAGGAUGCAUGGGGUUUCAAAGCACCUGCAUCAUUGAAUAAGGAGCUUUGAUGUAUUCAUCUGAAAGUUCCUCAGUGAUUUAUAACACCCUGCAUGUUUAUCAUAGACUAUUUUCUGCUAAAAUACAUUAAAUGAGAAAUUGUCAUUCUAAAGAGAAGAAUGGGUGUGACCGGCUACUAAAGCCUUUCCAUUUAGUGAUGAAAUGAAUAUUCCAGAUCAGAUCAUUUAACAUAAAGAAUUGCUUGUGUUCCAGACAUAAAUUGACAGCACAGGGAAGCCAAAACCAAAUACCUCUAUCAGUUAAGCUUAUGCAAAAAGCCAAACGGUUGUCCUCUCCAAGAUCAUCUGAAUUCCUCAACUGGAAUGUGGUUGCUUGGCGCAUAAAUGGGCGAUGAUCGUUUUGCUUUCACACAGUCUUACUAAAUGGAGACUUGUGUUGAAGAUGUUGAUGUGCUGCUCUAAUUGUAGCAUGCACUCUUUUGCUAAUGUGUACAUAAUAAAGAAACGGUUAUUUCCACACAAACUGUA